Hyalella azteca is the source of this 1024-nucleotide messenger RNA. RefSeq names its product 39S ribosomal protein L41, mitochondrial (gene mRpL41). NCBI's taxonomy places the organism in Eukaryota, Metazoa, Arthropoda, Malacostraca, Amphipoda, Hyalellidae. The record is from RefSeq and is a predicted model, not a curated record. Gene Ontology annotation, molecular function: structural constituent of ribosome. Gene Ontology annotation, biological process: translation. Gene Ontology annotation, cellular component: mitochondrial large ribosomal subunit. The coding region runs from base 372 to 998 and encodes 208 amino acids. The transcript has 3 exons.
UUUCCACUAUAAAUUUUUAUUUACAAAGUCGAUAACUUCGUAAUCUUUCAAAGAGUUAAUUCAAGUUAAUGUUUCCCUUGCUUGACUUCCAUGCUCUUUUAUUCAUUGCUUUGCUCUGUUAUAAUUACAUAAAUCAUGAUGCUUGUGAAAAUCCAGUCAUAUAAGGUAUUCAUCUUUUAACACGCGCAGUUAUUAUGUUGGCGUCUAGAUGUUAGAAAAAGCCAAAAGGAAUCUUACAAUAAUCCUUAUGCCUGACAGAUGAUACUACGUCAUAGUUGUUCUUCUGAGAAUAUUUGUGUCUAUAAUACUCGAGACUAGGUUGUAUAUUUUGUAUAUUUGUGUCCAUAAGACAAGGUUGUAAGAGGCGAAAGAUGUUUUGCGGGCAAGCGGCGCGACGCUUCUCGACUUCAGCGAGCGCCCGCGCUAGAAGAUGCUUCAAGAAGUUCAACUUGUACGAGAAGCGCGCCACGCCCGAGCUGCAGCAGAACUUGAAGGAGGGCAAAUAUCCUGAGUUCGAGAAACGAUUCAGUCGCGGUGUCCGGGAGCCAUUCCUGCCUGUAGGAGGCCAGGAGUUCGUGCCUAAUGAAAAGCCUGCAAAAGAGAGAUACGAGUUCGAGCCUUUCCCUGCCCACUGGGACGUUUCUCCUAACAUAUCCCGCAAUCAAGUCCUCGUCAGGAAGACCAUGUGGCACCCCAGGGAUGUCGAGCCUUACGAAAAAGAGUUCAUCCCUGAAAUGAUUCCCGACUUGAUCGUGCCAGAUCUUGAAGGAUUCAAGCUGAAGCCAUACGUCUCGUACCGCGUGCCUGAUAUCGAGCAGCCGGAGUUCACGGCACAGGAUUUGUUCCACGCAGUUUACACGGAGAAAAUCGUGCAAGAUUUCAAGGAAGGCAAUCUAAAUGAAGACGGUUCAUCUAAAGAACCUUCGCCUGCUGAGCAGCUCACUCGAGACGAGGCCAAAAUUAAAGUCCAGCAAACCGGCUCAGAUUAUGUUUGGUGACCUAUGUAAGAUAUUGUACAUUGUCA